Messenger RNA from Magnolia sinica, 4022 nucleotides. Its product is annotated as DNA-directed RNA polymerase 3B, chloroplastic. The coding region runs from base 433 to 3084 and encodes 883 amino acids. Gene Ontology annotation, biological process: mitochondrial transcription. NCBI's taxonomy places the organism in Eukaryota, Viridiplantae, Streptophyta, Magnoliopsida, Magnoliales, Magnoliaceae. The transcript has 19 exons. The record is from RefSeq and is a predicted model, not a curated record. Gene Ontology annotation, cellular component: mitochondrial DNA-directed RNA polymerase complex. Gene Ontology annotation, molecular function: DNA-directed RNA polymerase activity; DNA binding.
AAUAAAAGAGGAGAAAAUAUCAACAUUCACAAAAAUCCCAUUUCAUCCCAAAGCCCAAUCCUCCGAAGGUUUAAGGGUGGUUUUCCAGCUCUCUCUCUCUCUCUCUCUCUCUCUCUCUCUCUCUAAUCCAAACCUCUGGCUUCCACAACCACCUUCCUUCCAACUCCCAACCAAUGGAAAAGAAGAAGAAGAAGAACACUGCCACCAUCCAGUCCAUCUCCAUUUCAGCAGAAACCAAUCCACCACCGUCGAAUUCGCAGAUGGGCGCCCUCCAAUUCAAUCCAGUCCUCUCCCUCUCCCUUCGGUUUCGACCCCCACCAGCCCACCCGUGCAUUCCCGACGCCGUUUUCCCAGUUGUGUUCCCUCCAAUUUCCACUCCUAUCGGACCCAGCUCAAGAACCUCGCAUCGGGACCCAUGAAGACCUGUCGGAUAUGGCGUCCUGGAUCCCUGGGCGUGUUUUCGGCGAAGACCAAUCUUGGAUUUCUAGCAUUUUUCCGAUCAGUACUGACGCCCAGAAGCCGUUCGAAGAUUUGGGUCUGAAAAAGAUUGAGAGAAGCAAGUACAACAGGCUGCGGAAGCGGCAGGUGAAGCUGGAGACAGAGGCGUGGGAGAAGGCGGCCGAGGAGUACAGAGAAUUGGAGAGGGAGAUGUGCGAGAAGAAGCUAGCGCCGAACUUGCCAUACGUGAAGUCUCUGUUCUUGGGCUGGUUUGAGCCAUUCAGAGAUGCGAUCGUGGAAGAGCAGAGACUGCAGGAAGUGAAGAAACAGAAGGCUGCUUAUGCACCUUAUAUUGGGCUGUUGCCAGCGGAUAAGAUGGCGGUGAUAGUCAUGCAUAAGAUGAUGGGGUUGUUGAUGACUGGGCAGGAUGAUGGGUGUGUCCGGGUUGUGCAGGCUGCUAUCCACAUCGGCGAGGCCAUCCAGCAGGAGGUUAGAAUUCAUAUUUUUCUGGAGAGAACCAAGAAAUCUGGAAGAGGGAAAACAGUUGAAGGGGGUGAAUGUGAAGCUUCAUCUAGAGAUGAGGAUAUCCUUCGGAAACGUGUCCAAAAUCUAAUGAAAAAGCAAAAACGGAAGGAGUUGCAGAAGCUGCUGAAAAAAAAGGAUGACAUGGAGUCUUGGGGUCGGGAUGCCCAUGCUAAGUUGGGAAGUCGUCUUAUAGAAUUGUUAACGGAAUCAGCAUGUGUACUACGUCAACCUGACCAGUUGGGCGAUGGCCCACCUGAAAUUCGACCUGCAUUUAGGCACACGCUCAAAACUAUCAUAAAGGAAGCAGGGAGGAGAUGCGGAAAGAGGUGUGGGGUUAUAGAGUGUGACCCACUGGUCCUUAAAGGGCUCGAUAGAACUGCUAGACAUAUGGUGAUUCCUUACAUGCCGAUGUUGAUACCGCCAAAAAAAUGGAAAGGUUAUCAUGAUGGUGGGCACUUAUUCAUGCCUUCUUAUGUCAUGCGUACUCAUGGAGCGAAGCAGCAGCAGGAAGCCAUUAAGCGUGUUCCCAGGAAACAGCUACAGGAUGUGUUUGAGGCCCUAGAUACACUUGGCAGAACCAAAUGGAGGGUGAAUAGAAGAGUACUUGAUGUGAUAGACAGUCUUUGGGCUAAAGGAGGCUGUGUUGCAGGCCUGGUUGAUUGCAAAGAUAUUCUGCUACCAGAGAAACCAGACUCAGAGGAUGCAACGGAAAUCCAAAAGUGGAGGUGGAGUGUCAGAAAAGCAAAAAAGUGCAAUGCUGAGAGGCAUGCUCAGCAAUGUGAUAUAGAGCUCAAACUUUCUGUAGCAAGAAAAAUGCAAGACGAGGAAGGAUUUUACUAUCCCCAUAAUCUAGAUUUCCGUGGCCGUGCCUAUCCCAUGCACCCUCACUUAAAUCAUCUAAGUUCCGAUCUUUGUCGAGGAGUUCUAGAAUUCGCCGAAGGACGACCACUAGGAAAAUCUGGGUUACGUUGGUUGAAGAUACAUUUAGCCAACCUGUAUGCUGGGGGUGUUGAAAAGCUAUCAUAUGAUGGGCGUUUAAUGUUCGUGGAGAAUCAUUUGCGCGAUAUAUGCGAUUCUGCUGAGCGACCUGUUGAUGGAGAACGCUGGUGGUUAAAUGCUGAAGAUCCUUUCCAGUGUUUGGCAGCUUGCAUGAAUCUUUCUGAAGCCUUGAAGAGCUCAUCACCACAUUAUGUAAUCUCUCACCUGCCCGUUCAUCAGGAUGGUUCAUGCAAUGGCUUGCAACACUAUGCAGCACUGGGAAGAAACAGCUUGGAGGCAGCUGCUGUCAAUUUAGUUGCCGGAGAAAAGCCUGCAGAUGUUUAUUCAGGAAUAGCUGCUAGGGUUCGUGAUAUAAUGGAAAGGGAUUCGAUGAAAGAUCCUGCAACUGAACCAACAGCUUUACUAGCCAAAAUUCUAGUUGAUCAGGUGGACCGGAAAUUGGUGAAACAGACAGUAAUGACAUCUGUGUAUGGUGUUACCUAUGUUGGUGCUCGUGAGCAGAUUAAAAGAAGAUUGGAGGAGAAGGGCAACAUUACUGAUGAUAGAUUGCUGUUUAGAGCAUCUUGCUAUGCUGCUAAAGUAACAUUGACUGCCUUAGGGGAGAUGUUCCAGGCUGCACGUGGUAUUAUGAAAUGGCUUGGUGAUUGUGCAAAGGUGAUUGCUUCAGAAAAUCAACCUGUGAGAUGGACGACUCCUCUUGGGCUCCCAGUUGUGCAGCCUUACAGGAAGUCUGAAAGACAUCUUAUAAGAACAUCCCUUCAAGUUUUGGCUUUACAGCGGGAGGGUAGUUUGGUUGAUGUUAAACGGCAAAGGACGGCAUUCCCUCCUAAUUUCGUACACUCCCUUGAUGGUUCACACAUGAUGAUGACAGCUAUCGCCUGUGGGGAUGCCGGUUUGCAUUUUGCAGGGGUGCAUGACUCCUACUGGACCCACGCAUGCGAUGUCGACAAGAUGAACGUCAUCCUAAGACAAAAGUUCGUUGAGCUCUACAACAUGCCAAUACUAGAGAACUUGCUCGAGAGCUUUCAAACAUCCUUUCCGACUUUGAGUUUUCCUCCCCUCCCAAACCGAGGCAAUUUUGACCUGGAAGAAGUUCUUGAAUCUCCCUAUUUUUUCAAUUGAUCUUGCAAUUUCUGAGCAGUCUUCAGGUCCAUGCCCUACCUGCUACUGCCCUCCAUUUAAAGCAUGCAGAAGCCUAAAUUUGCUGACACCGGUGUCACGGAUUGUAAAUAUUACUCCAGAAGGAAAGGAUGGAUGUGGAAUUACAGAGAAAGUUUCAACAAAGCGAGUGCCAAAGGAAAUCCUGAGGAAAGAGUCCGUGACAAAUGUUGGCAAGAGCAGAGGAUGUUGACAGAUGUUAAUAGCAUCCUACUUUCUGCUCACAAGUUCUCUUGGUGGCAUAUGGAAGAUGUGAUUAAAAUCUAUUCCUCUCAUUUGGUGGACUCCCGAUCAUGGGCUUCGGCCAGAAAAUUAGGCAAAUGGCAAUCCCAUCACUUGAUUGGAGCACAGCCAAAACCAAGCAGCUGUUGAUUUUUUCAUCGCAGUAGUGAUUAAGAUUGUCUGACCAACCUGAUUUUUGGGUCAUGGUCUGAAUAUGGUGGGACCCACUUGGUAAACAUCUUCCAUGUGCCCCAUGUGUGCCCAUAUACAAUUAGCAUUCCUCCGGGAAGUUUAAUACCAGCACACGUCCUUAAUGACGUGUCACAACUCACAAUAUGCAAGCAUCAUAUACAAGAACAUACAAAAUGCAGUCUAAAUAAGAAAACUCAGUUCUCAAUUUUGGACGGCCGAAGCCUGUUGCCUAGUUGAAGAUCAAAAUAGCAAGUUGAUGUUGAUUUCUCUAACAUGGCAGCAGAAGGAAGGCUUGGGUUUUGAGGUUAUAAUAGCCUCAAUUAUUUUUUCUAGUCUUGUAUAGGAUUCCAACCAGCUGUUGUUGUUGGGAUUUUGGGCAGAUUUCUCAUUCUUUCGUAAGUGAUGGAAGUAGAAUUGUUUGUAACAUUGCAAUGUUAUUUUGCAUAUUUUAGCAUUUGUAUUGCCUAUAAAUUUUCAUUGAUGGACAG